Messenger RNA from Porites lobata, 1689 nucleotides. NCBI's taxonomy places the organism in Eukaryota, Metazoa, Cnidaria, Anthozoa, Scleractinia, Poritidae. The record is from the annotation of a GenBank genome assembly.
AUGAGUCGUUUUAUAACGCGAAAUGCUCUCCUCUCGAAAAACAUUUUACUCUGCCCGAGGAAACUUUACCCCACGGCACGGAGACUCAUGGAAAUUGACAGUUCACAGGCGAAAUUUUUGGAGGAACCUCUCAUUAUGGUUGACGAAGCCGAUGCGGUGAAAGGUUACGAGACAAAAAGGGAUUGUCAUCUAAAGGCAAAUAUCAUCGAACACGGGAUGCUACAUCGGGCAUUCAGUGUUUUUCUGUUUAAUGGCAAGAGAGAAUUAUUGAUGCAACAAAGAUCAGACAAAAAGAUCACAUUUCCUGGUUAUAUUACAAAUACAUGCUGCAGUCAUCCGCUUCAUAAUGAAGAAGAGAUGGAAGAAUAUGGAAAUAUUGGUGUUAGAAAAGCUGCUAAGAGAAGACUCUCUUACGAGCUGGGAAUUCCAGGUGUGUGAGUAUAAGUGGGUGGGUUGUGGAAAUGACUACCACCACUAAUUUUACUAACUUCAUUUCAUUUCUGCAAACUCCCCCCACAAUCCCAAAGAUGGCCCCCGGUGCCCUAUGUAAAAGAACAAAGAUGGGUUGAAUUUUUGUCUGCACCUUUGAAAAAAGAACAGCAAAGUUUUGAGGGAAAAAUUGACCUGAUUGGAAAUUCUGCCUCCCUGUCCCCCCCUUACUGGGUUUUUACAUAGUUGCAGUCUUCUAUUGUUUAAGAUAAGUCUGGGACUUAGUUGUGUCAAAUUGCAUAAUCUAUGGAACUGUUUUGGGACACUGCUUUUAUUGCCUACUUCAAGAUUGGGAAGAAACUUGCUUUAUAAACAGUCCUUCAGUGUUUAUUCCAUUUGACACUAGCCCAGUCUAAUAUGCAACCUGAAAUGGCCAAUCAUUAAACAAAUUUCUCUUAAAGGGAGUAACCUGUAGUAGUAGGGUUAAGUUGUUCACUACUGUUGUUUCCACAAUUUUUCUUACAAUUAUUAUCUUUCAUCCAUCGUCAUCACCAUCAUCAAUCUUUACUUGUCAUUCCGUUGCUGCUUAGGUGUGUGCCUGGGUGUGAGCAAAAGAUCAACAUCAUUUUUGUAAUAAUAUUAAAUUAUUUGCAGCCUGACAGUUUAAAUAAUUUAUAUCAAAUUUAACAGAUUCUUGAAAAACAGACCUAUUCGGCUAACUCAAUGUUGUACCCAAUUCAAGUCUCCCGGGGAUAAGAUUCUUUGUGUAUUGUAUUUGCAUUCUAAUGUGGCAUUCACAUUUAAAUGAUAUGGAAAUUCUGAAACAAAACAUUUUAUUCCCAGAGGGUUUGAAUUGGGUACAACUUUGAGUUAGCCGAAUAGGUCUAUUAUGCCAUUUUAUUUCUCUUCUUUGCAGAUGAUGAAAUAUCAGUAGAUGAUUUGCGAUUCCUCACCAGGAUUCACUACAGAGCAGGUUCAGACAAAAUUUGGGGAGAACAUGAAAUGGACUAUGUACUGUUCAUGCAAAAAGAAGUAACACUGCAGCCAAAUGUUAACGAAGUCAAAGACUGUUGGUAUGCUUCACAGACCCAGAUCAAGGAACUUCUGCAAAAAUCCUCUGAAGACCCAAACACCUUAGUGACACCGUGGUUUAAAUUGAUUGCUGAUCACUUUUUAUUUAAAUGGUGGGCAAGCUUGAAUGACUUGUCUCACUUUGAAAAUGACAGAGAAAUUCACAGGAUGCCAGGAAUACCAACCUAG